ACGUCGCGGCGAUUCCCUCGGCCAGGGGCGAGCGUGACAGCAUCAUCUUCAUUGCCGCCGCCAGGGGUUGAUCCUCCCUGCCCGCCAUCCAUGGAGGACUUCUGCGCGGUGUGCGCAGAUACGAUGGAUUGGGUGGCCUACGGGUUGUGCGGGCACCGCGAGGUGUGCUCCACAUGCGUCGCCCGCCUACGUUUAGUGAUGGACGACAAGAGGUGCUGUAUCUGCAAGACGGUCUGCCCAUCGGUCUUCGUCACUAAGGCCAUGGGUAAAUACACUAGAGUGGUCACUGAUUUCUCUGUGUUCCCCAAUGGGGCAAACGAGGGCAAAGCUGGGGAUUUCUGGUACCAUGGGGAUACACAGGCAUACUUUGAUGAUGCGGACCACUACCGGAUGAUACGGUCCAUGUGUCAACUUUCCUGUAAUGUUUGUGACAACGCAGAAGAUCAGGAUGCUCUUGCUGCUCAAGCAAAGCGUAGAAGCAAGUUCAGGAACAUUGAUCAACUGAAGGGACAUUUAUACCAUGUGCAUAGGUUGCACAUGUGCAAUCUUUGUUUGGAAGGGAGGAAGGUGUUCAUUUGUGAACAAAAGCUUUAUUUGAAGUCACAAUUAGCUCAGCAUAUGAAGACUGGCGACUCUGAAGUGGAUGGCUCUGAGGUAGAGCGCAAUGGUUUUGCUGGGCAUCCAAUGUGUGAGUUCUGCAGAAGUUCAUUUUAUGGAGAUAGUGAGCUUUACAUGCAUACGUCCAGGGAACACUAUUCUUGCCACAUAUGCAAGAGGCAGAACCCUGGUCGUGUUGAAUAUUUCGCGAACUAUGAGGACAUUGAGUUGCAUUUUAGAGAAGAUCAUUUCCUAUGUGAAGAUGAAGCAUGUUUGGAAAAGAAGUUUGUUGUCUUCCUGAGUAAAGCGCAGCUGAAGAAGCAUAAUGCUAUGGAGCACGGUGGGCGGAUGUCUCGUUCUCAGAGGAAUGCUGCACUUGAGACACCUAGCAGCUUUAUAUAUCGCAGAAAUGAGCAAGAACAACGGCGUGGCAGGGGCGGUAAUGCUUUCCAUGAUCGAUCUAACUGCCAUAUCUCAUCAUCUGCAAAUGCUUUCCAUGAUGGAUUUGACUGUCAUAUCUCAUCGUCUGCAAAUGCUUUCCAUGAUCGAUCUGACUGUCAUAUCUCAUCAUCUGCAAAUGCUUUCCAUGAUAAAUCUGACUGCCAUAUCCCAUCAACUGCACAAAAAGACCGGGCAGCUGCCGAUGGCCAUGCAGAGCGUCUUGACAAUGUUUCAGAGUCGUUUCAGUCAUUAAGUAUUGGAUCCAGUUCUAGGGAAGCUGAAGUUGGCGAAGGCUCAAGGACUGGACGAGUGCUGGAACAGUUGUCCUUCCGACCUCUUUCUGACCCGGAUAUUCCUGACAAUAGUGUUGAAACCUCAUCCCCUUCAUUAUCAGAGCAGCAAUCCAGUCUCAAUCAGAGUGCAAGGGACGCUCCGAGGCUUGGAGAUGAGUCACUGUUCCCCCCUUUGACUGGGUCUAGUAACAAGAUGAAGCAGCCUGUUUUUACGCCUAAGCGUCCUCGAACUUUUCCUGCUGCCGAGGAUAUCCAUGCUGCAAAGAUGCGCUAUGCUCUGGGAAUGAACGAGGACAUGUACUCUGCGUUCAAAGAGAUCGCUGGUGAAUACCGUCGAGGUACCAUAGAUGCUUUUGAGUAUCUUUCAUAUGUCGAACAGUUCGGACUGUCGCACCUUGUUCCUGAGAUGGCUAGGCUAUUGCCUGAUUCUCGAAAACAGAGGGAACUUGCUGAUGCGCACUAUACAAAUACACGGUUGAAAAACCUCCAAGAAAAUGGAAAUAAUAGGAAGGGGGGAUUCUUCUUAUCAAAGAAGAAAAGCCUCCAAGAAAAUGGAGGUGGAACUAGCCAAUGGAGGUGGAACUAGUAGAAAGUUCAUGUUAUAGAAAGCACUGCUGACGGAUGAUGUGAACAGGGCACAAGCAGAUAACAUUCAGGAUACUGUAAGAAUGCUUCAAUCAAACCAUCUUGCUUAGAAAGGAGAAGCUGAGGUGUUGUCCAAGGAUGGGUAUCGAUCUUCCAUGGAGGUCCAACCGGCCGCCGCUGGACCUUCAUCUAAUCUGGAUAGUGAAAGUCAUCUAGUGCAACGGAGGAGGCAAUAAGCAACCAAAGAAGACAUCAAGGUUUCUAAGAGCUCGUUCAGGUGACAACUCGUUAGCCAUGCUUGGUUUCAGACGGCCAAGUGCAAGCCCUGAAUGUCCACAAAGGGAAUUACAAGGUCCAGAGACGUGGUUGCCAGCGCGAGGUGCUUGGAAGACGAAGAAUGGUGGGGGAUAGAAACUCUUUUUGAUCAAUGGACGGAAGAGUCAUUGCAACUGCAUUUAGACGUGUCCAUAUACUUAUGUAUUUUUUGAAUUUUGAGAUAAAGUCGUGGUAUUGAAAAAUAUUAUAGUAUUUUUCCAAGUGUUUGGCUACCUUGUAAAAGCUAUCUUUUGAAUACUAUAAUUUAGUAGUUCCAUGGUUUAGUAGAUACCAUGAUAU
This is a messenger RNA of Zea mays, 2531 nucleotides long. RefSeq names its product E3 ubiquitin-protein ligase hel2. The coding region runs from base 91 to 1917 and encodes 608 amino acids. The transcript is spliced from 7 exons. The record is from RefSeq and is a predicted model, not a curated record. Gene Ontology annotation, biological process: rescue of stalled cytosolic ribosome; protein ubiquitination. Lineage: Eukaryota; Viridiplantae; Streptophyta; Magnoliopsida; Poales; Poaceae. Gene Ontology annotation, molecular function: ribosome binding; ubiquitin protein ligase activity.